CAUGUCUCUCCACAUCUCCCAGCUAACCAGCUAGCAGGCGUUAGCUCUCACAUGCUGCAGCAUCAACACCACUGCUGUUUAUAAUGUACUUUCUCUACACAAUCAUCGCGUCUUUAGUUGCUUUUUUCAUUUUGAAAUGGAUGAAAAAGAGGAGGUAUUGCACUGAUGUGAAAAGACUUGACGGCAAAACAGUUCUCAUUACAGGUGGGAAUUCGGGCAUUGGCAAGGAGUCAGCCGUUGGCCUGGCAACGAGAGGCGCCCGCGUCAUCAUCGCUUGCAGAGACCCGGACAAGGCUGAGAAGGCUGUGAGGGAGAUCAGGUUCAAGAGUCACAGCCUUAACGUCCUUCACAUGGAGCUGGACCUCGCCAACCUGCGCUCUGUGAGGGACUUCUGCGAGAACUUCCUCCAGAGAGAGAAGAGGCUCGACAUCCUGAUCAAUAAUGCAGGCAUGCCCGGUGUCCUCGACUGGACGGACGACAGCUUCAGCAUGUGUUUUGGCGUCAACCACUUGGGUCACUUCCUCCUAACCAAUCUGCUUCUGCCUCGCCUGAAGGAAUGCGCCCCAAGCCGUGUGGUCACCCUCACAUGCUCCAGCUACAAAUACCAGAAACUGGACUUCCAGGACCUCAACUACAACCUGCUGCCCUUCUUCACCUACUGCCGCAGCAAGCUGGCUAACAUCUACUUCAGUCAGGAAGUGGGCCGCAUCACUGACGGGAAAGGAGUGACCUCCUACGCUGUGCAUCCUGGUUUUGUCCAAAGUGGUUGGACGUGCCACUACUCCAUCCUGUUCCGGAUGCUGAUGCAGGUGAUCAUGUGGAUGUUUUUUGUGCCGUGUGAGAUUGGCGCUCAGACUGUCAUCUACUGUUCUGUAUCAGAUGAAGCCGCCAAACACAGGGGUUACUUCGUCGACUGCCGGCCAGCUACUCUGCGUCCUUUCGCAAGAGACGCUGGUGUGGCAAAAAAACUCUGGGAGGCCAGUGAGAGACUGGUGAAACUGGGAAAAGCUGAUUCUUAAGAGUUGUGCAAGGUCAUGCACUUUUUUUUAUAUUUGUGCUUUUUCAUUCACAUUUUUGUUGUGUUCACAAUGUUUAUGUAAAGAUUAGUUUUUAUGUGCUUGUUUAAUUUAAGAGGAAAUGUUUUGCACAAAUAAAAGACAAUGA
Molecule: messenger RNA, 1164 nt
Organism: Anoplopoma fimbria (sablefish)
Lineage: Eukaryota; Metazoa; Chordata; Actinopteri; Perciformes; Anoplopomatidae
Source: RefSeq, a predicted model, not a curated record